Molecule: messenger RNA, 1497 nt
Organism: Penicilliopsis zonata CBS 506.65
Lineage: Eukaryota; Fungi; Ascomycota; Eurotiomycetes; Eurotiales; Aspergillaceae
Exons: 1
Coding region: 1-1497 (498 amino acids)
Biological process (GO): arabinan metabolic process; L-arabinose metabolic process; pectin catabolic process
Molecular function (GO): alpha-L-arabinofuranosidase activity
Source: RefSeq, a predicted model, not a curated record
AUGUUCUCCCGCCGACACCUUGCUCUCGGGCUUGUUGCUCUGGCCGCCCCCCUUGUCAGCGCGGGGCCCUGUGACAUCUAUGCCGCCGGCGACACGCCCUGUGUGGCCGCACAUAGCACCACCCGGGCCUUGUAUAGCGCCUACUCUGGGUCCCUAUACCAAGUCGAGCGUGGCUCCGACAGCACCACCAUCGAGAUCGUCCCGCUGUCAGCUGGCGGGGUCGCGGAUGCCGCCGCUCAAGAUACCUUUUGUGCCAACACAACCUGCCUCAUCACCAUCAUCUAUGACCAGUCUGGCAAUGGCAAUCACCUCACUCAGGCUCCUCCGGGCGGCUGGGACGGGCCAGAUGUUGAUGGCUACGACAACCUUGCCAGCGCCAUUGGGGCCCCGGUGACGCUGGGCGGGCAGAAGGCGUACGGCGUCUUCAUCUCGCCCGGUACCGGCUACCGCAUCGACGAUACUACCGGUGUUGCGACUGGCAAUGAGCCCGAGGGUCUCUACGCCGUCGUGGACGGAACUCACUAUAACGACGCCUGCUGCUACGACUACGGCAAUGCUGAGACCAGCAAUACCGAUACCGGCGCCGGCCACAUGGAGGCCAUCUACUAUGGCAACUGCACCGACUGGGGUUCCGGCGCCGGUAGCGGCCCGUGGAUCAUGGCCGAUCUGGAGGAUGGCCUCUUUUCCGGGCUCAGCGCGGGCGUCAAUACGGGCGACCCGUCCCUCUCCUACCGCUUCGUCACCGCCGUGGUGAAGGGUGAGGCGGACGAAUGGUCCAUCCGCGGCGGCAAUGCAGCUUCUGGGACGCUCUCGACAUUCUACAGCGGCCCGCGGCCCAGCGGCUAUACAACAAUGUAUAAGGAGGGCUCCAUCAUUCUUGGUAUCGGCGGCGACAACAGCAACAGCGCCCAGGGCACCUUCUAUGAGGGCGUUCUGACCUCCGGGUAUCCGUCUAAUGCGACCGAGGACUCGGUGCAGGCGAACAUUGUCGCCGCUGGAUAUGAAACCGCCUCACUCGUCAGCGGGCCGGCGCUCACUGUCGACUCCUCCAUCUCGAUGCGGGCCACCACCGCCGGCUAUACCACGCGCUAUAUCGCCCACACCGGCGCAACCGUCAACACGCAGGUCGUGGACUCAUCCAGCAGCACCGCCCUGAAGGAAGAGGCCAGCUGGACGGUCCGCACUGGGCUGGGGAAUAGCGACUGCUUCUCCUUCGAGUCCGUCGACACCCCCGGCAGCUACAUCCGGCACUAUGACUUUGUGCUCCAGCUCGACGCCAACGAUGGCACCAAGCAGUUCUUCGAAGACGCCACCUUCUGCCCGCAGGCCGGUCUCACCACGGGCACCUCCCUGCGUUCCUGGAGCUAUCCUACCCGUUAUUUCCGCCACUACGACGACAUCCUCUACGCCGCGAGCAACGGCGGCGUCCAGACUUUUGACGCCACCGCCUCCUUCAACGCCGAUGUGAGCUGGGCUAUCAGCAGCGGCUUCGCUUAG